Cydia splendana is the source of this 587-nucleotide messenger RNA. RefSeq lists its product as uncharacterized. The transcript is spliced from 7 exons. Bases 18 to 587 code for a protein of 189 amino acids. NCBI's taxonomy places the organism in Eukaryota, Metazoa, Arthropoda, Insecta, Lepidoptera, Tortricidae. The record is from RefSeq and is a predicted model, not a curated record.
AUUUCAUACCAUUCAAGAUGCUGCUGGUGAUCGUGUAUAUCUGCUCUGCGUACGGUCGAGCGCUACCGGGUCGUCCGCAACAGCUACAGAAUGAGUCACUUGUCGACAAUACAAAUAACGCUGAACAUACGACCAUGACGGACUCUGUGUCCGUUCUAAAGAUUGACGGCCGAAGAUAUAUAGAAAAUACGCAGCCGACCGCGGCCGUCCACCACCAGACUAACCCGCCCACGAGAUAUGUACCACUGUUGCCGACGCGCGCAGCACUGUAUGUCGACGACUUCUUCCUGCCGUACAUGGGAGCCUCCGAGGGCUCCUCUAAGGGCGACUGGGUUUUGAACGAUAAAGACUCGGACAUUGCAUGGUCGAUUAUGCCGUGGAAGAACUGGGGGGCUACUAACAGCGGACCCCCAGACACGCUGCAUAGAUGGUGCGGUAACUUCCACGAUAGAUUCAAUGGCGAGGUAGUGUGUGGGUACCGAUUGAACCAGAGCACGUGGAAAUACGUGUUCAAGACGUUCAAUAAUUGGUGCGAUAUGGAAAAGGAAAACAAACUGAAUUAUUGGGAGCGUAUGUAUGAACCCUGA